This is a messenger RNA of Phalacrocorax carbo (great cormorant), 1357 nucleotides long. The record is from RefSeq and is a predicted model, not a curated record. Lineage: Eukaryota; Metazoa; Chordata; Aves; Suliformes; Phalacrocoracidae.
GGGGCCGGUAGCCGGAAGGGCCGGUAGCGGAGGGGCCGGUACGGCCGGUAGCGGAGGGGCCGGUACCGGAGGGGCGGUCGGCGGCCUUGCAGCGCGAUGUACACCCCGGGCGGGCCGGCGCUGCCCGGCGGGCGGCGGCGGCGGGGCGGCGGGGCGGCGGCGGGCGGCCUGCCGAAGCAGCCGGAGCGCAGCCUGGCCUCAGCGCUGCCCGGCGCGCUCUCCAUCACGGCGCUCUGCACGGCGCUGGCCGAGCCCGCCUGGCUCCGCAUCCACGGCGGCACCUGCGCCCGCCAGGAGCUGGGCGUCGCCGAUGUCCUGGGCUACGUCGACCCCGAGCUGCUCCGAGAUUACUGCAUGAACCCGCAGACAGUGCUGUUGCUCCGGGUCAUCGCCGCCUUCUGCUUCCUGGGAAUCAUCUGCAGUCUCUCGGCUUUCCUCCUGGACGUCUUCGGCCCCAAGCACCCAGCGUUAAAGAUCACUCGCCGCUACGCUUUUGCUCACAUCCUCACAGUCCUGCAGUGCGCCACCGUCAUCGGCUUCUGCUACUGGGCCUCAGAGCUGAUCCUCGCCCAACAACAGCAGCACAAGAAGUACCAUGGCUCCCAAGUCUACGUCACCUUCGCCGUCAGCUUCUACCUGGUGGCGGGUGCCGGGGGAGCCUCCAUCCUCGCCACCGCCGCCAACCUGCUGCGGCACUACCCCACCGAGGAAGAGGAGCAAGCCCUGGAGCUCCUGUCCGAGAUGGAGGAGAACGAACCUUACCCGGCCGAGUACGAAGUGAUCAACCAAUUCCAGCCGCCGCCGGCGUACACCCCCUGACGGCGCUGGGACGCGGCCACAGCUUCUCCCACCCCCGGACUCUGCUUUCUCAACACUUCCUUCACCCAUCGGAUCUCUCCCGCGCAGAGGAAAGGACAUUUUGGGUCAGAUGAUAAGCGUUUUCUUCCUGUUCCUUUUAUUAACUUCACGGUGUGAUUUUUAACCCCGGCUCGGCUGGCCGAAAUAACGACGGCGUCAUCCCCUGCGCGGCUCCUCCCUGGCACAAGGGCCGCGGGGAUCCGCGCUUCCCCGCCAGAGAUCUCAUCCCCACCCUGCGAAGGAGGGAGAAAACACGCCGGACUCCCAUCCCGGCACGCGGUGAACUCGAUCCUUCCUCCGCCGAGGCGUAACGUACACCCAGAGGAAGGCGUGAUGCGUGCACGAGUGUAUAUAUUUCUAGAUAUCUAUAGGGGAAGGGCUCGCCGCGGCGUGCGGUGGGAGAGGAGCGGCCCUUCCUAGCGGCUGUACGGCGGGAGGAGGGCAGAGCAAACCCCCCGCUGCUCUCCCUCAUCCUCUUUUCUGACCGGCUCUGACCACA